AGAGAGAGGGAGAGAGAGAGAGAGGAAGAGAGAGAGAGAGAGAGAGGAAGAGAUUAAUAUGACAGACCACUGAUUUAGAUGUGUGUGUGUGUGUGUGUGUAAAUAUUAGAUGUGCAGGUGUGAUGUGUGGUUCCUCUUGUAGUGUCUGUGUAUGUUAUUGUUGACCCUGCACGUGUGUAUCUAGUGCCCUAGAUCAGUAGUGUACAGGAAGUGAGCAGGAGGUAAUUGGAACACAGCCGCAGUCUGUCUGGUGAAGGAGACAAAACUGUAUACUGAUACCUACAGACUCUCCCACAGGAUUAGUGUCUGGUUCUGGCGUUCCCGGAAGUCAUAUGAAGCCCCGCCCCCUCGGAAUCCCUUGUUUCCAUGGUUACGAACGGUCGUACUUCCUGUUACCCUCAGUAGGCGGCGCUGAGCAGCAGGAUAACGGAGCUAACAGUGCUAACAGUGCUAACGGAGCGGCUGAGGGAGCGGAUCUCGGAGCUCAGAGCCCGGAGCAGGUCCAAAACUCGGUUCCGUUUUCUUCUGCCUGUCAGUUUAUCCGGAGUUUUAGUGACUUUAUGAUGAGAAGAUGGUGGUGAAAGCGAGAAAAGCAGGAGCCAAGGAGCAGAAUGAGAGGAGUGAAGGGAGGACCAGGAGAGGGAGAGACGGAAAGAGCGCGCAGCUGCACGGAAAAAACUCCGCCAUCACCCGCCACAAACUCGGCCUGAGCUCAGCAACCACCACCGCGCAGAGUCCCGCUCCUGUCCCGCUCCUCACAGCGCUCCUCAUCUGCGCUCUCGCUCUCACUGCAGGAUUUCUUCACUGGUACCACCUCUCGGAGCUGUUCGAGAACGACCGCCACUUCUCCCACAUGUCCUCUCUGGAGAAGGAGAUGGCCUUCAGGACUGAAAUGGGUCUGUAUUACUCCUACUUUAAGAGCAUCAUCGAGGCUCCGUCCUUCCUGAACGGCCUCGGCCUGAUCAUGAACGACCGACUCACUGAGUAUCCACUGGUCAUCAACACCCUGAAGAGGUUUAACCUGUACCCUGAGGUGGUGUUGGCCAGCUGGUACCGUGUUUAUUCCACCGCUAUGGAGUUUUUCAGGAUCCCCACUAAAAUGUGCUGGACCAUCAACAGAGGAGAAGAUCUGGAUCCUGUGGAGAGCUGUGAAGGUAUGGGAGAUCCUGCGUACUUCUAUGUGACUUUUGUUUUCCUCUUAAACGGAGCCAUGAUGAGCGUUUUUUACAUCUACGGGACGUACCUGAGUGGCAGUAAGAUGGGUGGAGCUCUCACCGUGCUGUCCUUCUUCUUUAACCAUGGAGAGAGUACGCGGGUGAUGUGGACUCCUCCCCUCAGAGAGAGUUUCUCCUAUCCCUUCCUGGUUCUUCAGAUGCUCCUCCUCACACACAUCCUCAGGACAAGGAACCCGAGCAGGAACAGCAUGGUGGCACUGGGCGUCUCCACCGUCAUGUUCAUGUUGCCAUGGCAAUUUGCUCAGUUUGUCUUACUCACACAAGUGGCGUCUCUGUUUGCGUCCUACAUCCUGGGUUACCUGAGUCCCGCUAAGAUGCAGGCUCUGCUGCUCACACACAUGGUGUCUCUGGGUGUGUGUUUCAUCCUAAUGUUUGGCAACUCCAUGUUACUGACGUCUUUCUACGCCUCCUCCCUCAUCUCAAUCUGGGCUGUAGUUGCUCUGAGGAAUCAGUUUUCCCGUGUAUUUACAGCUGGAGUCCUCAAAUGGGUGAUGCAGUGUGUGAUGUGGGGUGGGACUACAGUGGUCCUGAAGUUCCUGUUAGCGCUGGUAUUCGGGGCGUCGGAUGAUGCCCACAUCAGCAGUCUGAUCAAAUCCAAGUUCACCAGCUACAAGGACUUUGAUACGAUGAUGUACACCUGCGCAGCCGAGUUUGACUUCAUGGAGGUGGAGACGGUUCUGCGCUACAUUAAAACCCUGCUGCUGCCUGUGAACCUGCUGGUGGUUGGUGUUAUUGCUGUGAAGAUCAUAAAGGAUGUGAUGAUGUUCUUCAGACACCGGGGCAGGGACGAGAACGACGACGAAGAUGAUCACACAGAGAAGUUGCAGAAGGCGGUGCUGGUGUAUCACACACUGCAGUUAGUAGCCUUUGCUGUUCUGGCUGUUCUCAUCAUGAGGCUGAAACUGUUCCUCACACCUCACAUGUGCCUGAUGACGUCACUGCUGUGCUCCAGACAGCUGUUUGGCUGGGUGGGGGAGAAAGUGAAGCAGAACACUGCAGUGUUUAUUAUCCUAUCCAUCAUGGUGGUUCAGGGGGCCAACCUGCAGCAGCAGUGGAGCAUCAUGGGAGAAUUCAGCAACCUGCCACAGGAAGACAUGCUGGAGUGGAUCAAAGUGAACACACCACAGAAUGCAGUGUUUGCUGGUGCAAUGCCCACCAUGGCGAGUGUGAAGCUGUCAGCAGGCAGAGCCAUCGUUAAUCACCCGCAUUAUGAAGACGCAGGACUUAGGAAGAGGACGAAGCUUGUUUAUUCCAUGUACAGUCGGAAAUCACCCGAGGAGGUGAAGAGGAACCUGAUGAGUCUGCAAGUGGAUUAUUUCAUCCUUGAGGACUCGUGGUGCACCAGACGCACCAGGCCGGGCUGCAGUAUGCCAGAGAUCUGGGAUGUGGAGGAUGCAGUGAAUGUGGGGAAAACUCCGGUGUGUGCGCUGCUGAGUCGAGAUGCUCGUCCUCACUUCAGCACCGUCUUCCACAACAACGUCUACAAAGUUCUCCGAGUCCCCAAAACAGCUACACACACCAGAUAACCACACGAUUCUGUGUGUGUGUGUGUGUGUGUGUGUGUGUGUUUAAAUGUAGCUGAGGUUUAUCUAAAAAUUGUUCUUGGCCAAAACCCACAUAUGAAAACCUACGUGUGUGUGUGUGUGUGUGUGUGUGUGUGACUUCGCGCUGAGGAUUUAUUCAUGAGGAGCGUUGUUGUUGUUGUUGUUGUUGAUCAGAUUGUUAUCUUCAGGAGGAAUCCUACAGGAGAAAGUGUUAAUUGCAGUGGCACUGCAGGCUGUGGAGAGAUCACACAGGCUUGUUCACACAGCGUUUGUUUUUACUCGUGUUUUCUUCACCCUGAAGUCCUGACAGGGAAAAGUGACUUUUCUGCAGCAGUUUAUCAGAUAAAACAUUUCUUGUUAAUUUCUUGUUGUACGGAAGUCUGUUGCUGCUGCUUCCUGUUUCACAACUGUUCAGUAACUGUUCAGUAUUCCAUCUCUCCUCACCUCCUGUCUGUGCUGCAGCUCUCCGAGUCUUCAAGGAGAUGUUGGAGGUCUGUAAGAUACAGGAUGGCUGUUCCACACCAGCUUCUCCAGAUGUAGCUCAAAUUACCCAUGAUGCACUGUGAUUAAAAAAGCACGUUUCAUCCCCCAGCUCGAGUGUUUUCACUCUUCAUCCCACGACGAUUCUGCAGAUCAGAGUUUUUUAUUCUGACAGUAAAAGAAAUGAACUGGAGAUCAGUGUGUGGAAUAAAAGAGAACGUGAGGAACGUGAGGAACGUGACAACACUAUUUUAUGAAUAAAGUGAUUUGUAAUUUUGCA
Molecule: messenger RNA, 3539 nt
Organism: Silurus meridionalis
Lineage: Eukaryota; Metazoa; Chordata; Actinopteri; Siluriformes; Siluridae
Gene: dpy19l1l
Product: dpy-19-like 1, like (H. sapiens)
Cellular component (GO): nuclear inner membrane
Molecular function (GO): mannosyltransferase activity
Source: RefSeq, a predicted model, not a curated record